Mollisia scopiformis is the source of this 1341-nucleotide messenger RNA. RefSeq lists its product as uncharacterized. The transcript has 3 exons. The record is from RefSeq and is a predicted model, not a curated record. Lineage: Eukaryota; Fungi; Ascomycota; Leotiomycetes; Helotiales; Mollisiaceae. Bases 1 to 1341 code for a protein of 446 amino acids.
AUGAAUACUCCACCUCCAAGGAGUCGUCGUGUCGACUCCUCUUCAUCCCCAACCCCCUCGCCGUACCAAGACAACACACCAGCAACUACAGUUCCACCCCGAUCUACACCUCUGGAGAAGUACCCACCUAUCCCCGAUACCCUCCCGGUCCGCGCUCUCGCGCCAAACGAAGUACUUCCAUUCGCAGCACCACCGCUCGACCUCCCAAUUCGACUCAAUCCUCUUCUUCCGGCACUAGCAAGCUUAGAUGCCAAAUACAAUCGGACACGCCACCCAAUUCUAGAUAUCGACAAUAUGUGGGGAAAGGGACUUACGGAAGCUCGAGAAGGAGAGGACGUGCUGAAAUUAGAAGAAGCUUCAAGGGUUCUGAGGAAGCAUACAAAAGAUCGGAUGCCUUAUGUCAAGUUGGUGAGUACACGACUACAGGCUAUUAUGGGGUUAAAGAAUGAGUUGCCGUUUGAUCUGCCAAACAUUAACGCGCCACAACUCAGUCCUCACUACCAGAAUGUCCUCGACUUUGACCUUGACCCAAGUCAGGCUAGCCAACCUCGCAAUCCUAUUGACGGACCCAUCCCUGACUUUAUGGAGAUCGAUAAGGAGACUGGAGAGGGACUGAGAAGCUGGCUCUUGAAAGUUGGAACGGGGAAUGGAUCAUUGAAGAAGAAGGAAUGCAAGAGCAUUUCCUUUCAUGACAUUACCCAGGAAAUGAUGAGUGGACAAUUCAGCAAUGUUUUGGUCGCACAUUACAACAACGAGAAAGUCGAUCAGAAAAUUGAAGCUUAUGAGCUUGAUUUGCCGACUCAAUCAAUUGAAACCGCCACCGGUCGCGAAGUUGUCACCACCCAAACUUGGGUCUGGUUCUUCAUCUCCCGACCACUGUUGUCAAUCGACUCAAAUAACAGCUACCUUGUUUCUCCGAGCCGUGAUCCAGGCAACUGGAUGAGAUCGGAGGCAACUGACGACAGCUUCUACACUCCUUUCGCUAGUCGUCGUCCUCCUUCUCCUCCCGAUCAAACCCGAAACGUUGAACCGCCACCGAACUUCCCCGACCCAGUACCGAGCUCAUGGGUGGUGUUUGCCUGUCCUCUUUCAAACGUCAAGACGUAUCCAGAAUCAGAGGAGAAGGCACCCAAUGAGCCAGCCAACUCCACAAUCGAAGAGGAUGGAGAAGACAUCGAACCUUCCCACCCACCAGCCAAGAGAAGCAAUCCUUUCAAUACAAGACGAAAGAAGGUAUACAAGCGUCAAGACUAUGAUUUCGCCCAGCAAGGUGUGCCGAUCUUCGAAUUCAGCAUGGCGACUGCAGAAAUGCUCCCAAUCAAUGAAUGCAUGUGCACCUGA